AUGACAACAGGAUUAUUUGGGGUUUUUGGGGCCCUGGUCUCACCACUUUCCAAGCUGGCAAAAACUGAUAGUGCCAUGAGUAGGGAUGCCAUGCCCCAGGGUACGAGAGGUUGCUGCUUGACGCUGUUCAUGAACAAGCAGCAAUCUCUGGAGAUCACGGGCAUGUUUCUGGAUACCAUUCUCCCUUCCCGUGAUGAUAAUGGUAUACGACCUGCCAUUGGCCAACGUACUCGCCUAAGUAAAGGAGAUAUUGCACAGGCAAGAAAGCUGUAUAGAUGUCCAGCCUGUGGAGAAACGCUGCAGGAAUCUACAGGCAACUUUUCUUCUCCAGGAUUUCCAAACGGUUAUCCUUCCUACACACACUGCAUAUGGAGAAUCUCUGUGACCCCAGGGGAAAAGAUUGUUUUAAACUUCACCACGAUGGACCUUUACAAGAGCAGUCUCUGCUGGUACGACUAUAUUGAAGUAAGAGAUGGCUACUGGAGAAAAUCACCUCUUCUUGGCAGGUUUUGUGGUGACAAACUGCCCGAAGUGCUCGCCUCUACGGACAGCCGAAUGUGGAUCGAGUUCCGCAGCAGCAGCAAUUGGGUUGGAAAAGGGUUUGCAGCAGUUUAUGAAGCUAUCUGUGGAGGUGAGAUCCACAAAAAUGAAGGCCAAAUCCAGUCUCCCAAUUAUCCUGAUGACUACAGGCCAAUGAAGGAAUGUGUGUGGAAAAUAACAGUGUCAGAAAACUACAAUGUCGGAUUAACCUUUCAAGCAUUUGAGAUUGAAAGACACGACAACUGUGCAUAUGACUACUUGGAAAUUCGAGAUGGAACAAAUGAAAACAGUCCUUUGAUUGGGCACUUUUGUGGCUACGACAAGCCUGAAGAUAUUAGAUCUACCUCUAAUACCCUGUGGAUGAAGUUCGUUUCUGAUGGAACAGUUAAUAAAGCAGGGUUUGCUGCUAACUUUUUUAAAGAGGAAGAUGAAUGUGCCAAACCUGACAACGGUGGUUGUGAGCAGCGCUGUGUAAAUACCCUGGGCAGUUACCAGUGCGCCUGUGAUCCUGGCUAUGAACUUGGUCCUGACAAAAAGAGCUGUGAAG
Messenger RNA from Tinamus guttatus (white-throated tinamou), 1087 nucleotides. The record is from RefSeq and is a predicted model, not a curated record. NCBI's taxonomy places the organism in Eukaryota, Metazoa, Chordata, Aves, Tinamiformes, Tinamidae.